UGGCAGCACAUGAACGAUGACGUCAUCAACGUGUCUGUGACGGGAAGUUACGGAAUAUUUAAACCGUCUCAUUGCUGACCAGCUGACCCAUCAGGUCAGGCUCCAACCGGAAUUUACGCUAUGCCCCCUUCAAAGUAAAAGUAGAAUACAGAACAAAGGUUGAACGAUGACAAUAAUACAGAGAUCACAUUAUAAUAAAUAUGUCAAGUGCUGUUGACGUGUUGACGGGCGGACAGACGCUCCUCUUUGUUUUAAAUCAAUACUUUAACGCGUCCUUCAAGGAAAGAGUUUUCACACAUGUAUAUUAAAUCAGUUAAAGCACACCAAACGCAGAACACAUGGAUGGAAUUUAAAUGAUGACCUUAGUUUGAUAGCCUCUAGUUUUCCAUCUGUAGCGGUGGCUGUCAUAGGAAUACUGAUUCAUCUUUCCACCACUAAUAUUCUAAACACUUUAUUUUGUGUAGCAUGCUUAUUUUUAAUGUAAAGAAAAAACUCCAUCACGCUUUUACUCUGAAAAGCCUCGACCGGAAGCUGUCGUGUGGCGUUGUUCUUCUGACGGCCGUGUUUCCGGUGUGUGGGCGAGGCUCGGAGGACCGCGGCGGCUCCCGGAAAGCGUCAAGGUGUCACCAAGAGAUAGAAGAAGAGGAGGAAGAAGAUAGAGAAGAAGAAGAUUACGAAGAAGAUAAAGAAGAGUCGGAGUGUUCUUCACUUCCGGUGGAGAAGCAGGAGGAGAACUCCCCGAUGUUUUAGAAUAUUUUCUCAUCGCCUGAGUUUCUGAUUCAGAAGAAGACGAACAUGGACCUGUUCUUCUCUGGAGCCGUGACAAGCUCUCCAGUGAAGCGGAGGCUGCGAGCCAAUCAGAGCCUGGACGUGUCCCUCCUCUCCCCUGACUCCUCCUACUUCUGCUCCGUGGUGGGCGGGGCCCCGUGCUCCUGCCGCCGCUCGCCGCGCCUCCUCACCAACGGCUACUACGGCGUCACCGAGGACAGCUUCUCCUGGGACGGGCGCGGCAACGUGGCGCUGGCGGCCAGCGUGUCCUACAAGGAGAACCCGGUCCGGGUCUUCCGCCGCCGCCGCCGGCCUCGCCGCUCUCUGGUUCGGCUGCUGAGCGACGUGACGGAGAGCUGCCAGUCCUGGCUGGACGAGAAGGUCUUUGGGGGGGUCUUCAGGACGGACCAGGACCAGGACUACGCCAGGACCAGCCAGGAAGGCCCGGUCCCGUUGGCCGAGGCGACCUGGUCUGGGUCCAUGUUGUCCAGCACCGAGCUGGACGGCAGCCGCAGCUUCACCUACGACCACACUGAGAUCCCGCCCCCUCCUGACAAAGUGGCCCCUCCUCUGAAGACGCUCCUCCAGGAGGAGGUUGGUUCUGAGGCCUGCCAGUCGCUGGGCGGGCUCUCUGAAGUCCCGCCCCCCUCAGCGCCCUGCAGCUGCUGCCAGGCCUCACCUGAGCAGCCAGGGCUCAUGCUCCUCUUCAUCGUCCUGCUCUUCAUCCUCACGGCUCUGUACUCAGGGAGUCUCGUGUUGGGCGCCACCGUCAGCUGCAGUGUGGCGGCGGCGCUCAGGCUCGUGACGACGUCGGGGCCGAUGGCCGAGUGGAGGAGGGCGAAGACGGAGGACAUCACAUCAGGAAACGAGUAGACGAGCUUCAGGAGCGGAAGAGGGCUGAGGGGCUCACGUCUCUGAUAUGUGAGCAUGAACCGGUUGGAUGACAUCAUGAACAACAACAACAACAAUAUGAACAACAACAA
Messenger RNA from Pseudoliparis swirei, 1751 nucleotides. RefSeq names its product transmembrane protein 71 (gene tmem71). The record is from RefSeq and is a predicted model, not a curated record. The transcript has 10 exons. Lineage: Eukaryota; Metazoa; Chordata; Actinopteri; Perciformes; Liparidae. The coding region runs from base 796 to 1641 and encodes 281 amino acids.